AUGCUCAACGUGAGCGACCUGACGCCGGCAGAAUGGUGCCAAAUCUUCUUCGUCGCCAACGCUGGCUUCAUCCUGAUGCUGCAAGCUCUCCCGGACGACAUGCGUCGGGCGUUGAUGGACUACGGCGCCAGAAGAGCCACGUCCCGCCAGGCUUCCGCAAAAAAGGGUCAGGCCGAGGUACCCAAGGAAGGCUUCUUCGACGUCUUGACGAGCUAUGGCCAGGUGCCGCACUCGUGGUUCAUACACUUCUACAUCACGUCCGUGUCGUGGUCCAUCUUCUGGGGCUGGCAGUUCGUGUCCAAGGGAUCGGUGAUGCGGGCCCUGGCCGAGAGGCAGCACAGAGCUGCGGGGAAUGAGCCAUCGUCGGAGGUCGAGCUCACAGCAACGCUGGUCGCGUGGCUCUUGAUGAGCUCGCAGGGAGCGAGAAGACUGUUUGAGUGUCUCUUUGUCACCAAGCCUGGGUCAUCGCCCAUGUGGUUUGUCCAUUGGGUUCUCGGAUUGGCCUAUUACACAACCCUGGGGAUCUCUGUCUGGAUUCAAGGCUCAGGAGCAAUUCUUCGGUCGUGGGAGUCCCCGCAGCCCAUCCACUUCACGCCACAAAUCAUUAUCGGGGCGGCAGUCUUUGGAUUCGCAGGCGCCCAGCAAAAUGAAUGCCACAGGUAUCUGGCAGGGCUCAAGAAGUACACGCUCCCGAGCGAGGGCUGGUUCAAGUACUUCGUCUGCCCCCACUACACAUUCGAAUGCCUCCUCUACUUGAGCCUUGCCGUUGUUGCGGCGCCGACAGGAUGCUGGGUGAACGGAUCCAUCCUGUGCUCAUUGACGUUUGUCCUGGCCAAUGUCGGCUCAACGGCAUACGGCACCAAGAUUUGGUAUGCCGAAAAGUUCGGGGCGGACAAGGUGGAGGGGAAAUGGAUCAUGAUUCCCUUUGUAUUCUAA
Messenger RNA from Trichoderma reesei QM6a, 936 nucleotides. RefSeq lists its product as uncharacterized. The transcript is spliced from 2 exons. Lineage: Eukaryota; Fungi; Ascomycota; Sordariomycetes; Hypocreales; Hypocreaceae. Gene Ontology annotation, cellular component: endoplasmic reticulum. Gene Ontology annotation, biological process: polyprenol catabolic process; dolichol-linked oligosaccharide biosynthetic process. Gene Ontology annotation, molecular function: 3-oxo-5-alpha-steroid 4-dehydrogenase activity. The record is from RefSeq and is a predicted model, not a curated record. The coding region runs from base 1 to 936 and encodes 311 amino acids.